AUGAGAAGAGCAUUGCCUUAAUAAGUAAAUUUUAUCUUGAAUAACCAAGAUAAACCUUUAAAAGAAUUACGUAAUCUAACUGGAUUAUCUGUUUCUACUAUUCGUCGAAUAAAACUGAGAAAUAUAUAUCCACCUUUGCGAUCUCCUGGUAGAUAACAUCGUUUCAAAUCAAUCAAUGAAGUUUAUAAUCUACUUUAAUAGGAAGGAAUCCCACUAGACUUUCAGGAUAAAAAAUUUGCAGGUACUCUACGAGCUACUUUAAUUAAUUAUUUUAAUGACCCUAAAAUUAGUUUAAAGUACUGCUAUUAUCUAAAAAAGAAACUAGAAUAAUUCUCAUAAUCUCAAGAUUAGUCUAUGCACAAUUCUUAGAAUUAAAAUCCUACUCAGAUUUAGGGUUCACCUGCUUAUUCCGUUCUCUUAUCUUCUAACCAUAAUAACUCCUAACAACAAAAUAUUUAGCUUAAUUAGACCCAAUAUACCCAUAAUAACCAAAUUUAUUCAAAUAAUGAAUAAUUUACUGCAACUGGCUUCAAUAUUCACCAAGAUGAUAUCUAAUCUUAUACUAGUUAUUCAGAUUAAUAUUUUUAAGAAAACAAUAACUAACAAGGCUUGAAUUUUCCUUAAUUUGAAAACGAUGCAAAUUCAAAUAGCCAAAAUAAUUUUUCUUAUGAAAGCCCGCAAUUUGAAGUUCCUCAAAAUUUAUUGCCAGAAUAUGACUAUAGUGAAUUAUCAAAUCAUGAUCAUCAAGAAAUAAAUGGUUUAUAUUCAAAUGCCUAAAAUUAGACUUUUUCUGAAAGCCAGCAAUAUCCUCAACUCAAUUUAUCAAAAUAGGGUGAAUAAUAAUCAAAUGAUUAAGAUGAGGAAAGUUACAAUUUUUUACAGUGA
Molecule: messenger RNA, 885 nt
Organism: Tetrahymena thermophila SB210
Lineage: Eukaryota; Ciliophora; Oligohymenophorea; Hymenostomatida; Tetrahymenidae
Exons: 4
Source: RefSeq, a predicted model, not a curated record